AUGACACAGCCGCCUUCUUCUGCCAGCAUAUCGUUGCCAGAUUCCACCACUGCUCAAUCCACCACUGCCAUCGUACCAGGGGGUAUUACCACGGCAUCUCCUACCACGAAAACCAGUGUUAUUAUAGGUUGCGUCUUCGGAGGAAUAGGUGCUAUAUUCUUCGUCGUGCUCCUGUUCGCGUGCUGUUACAAGAAGUAUCGGGCCCGGGGGAGAGGUAGAGGAUCGAAGAGGUGUGAUGUACGCUCAGCUUUCGAGAAAAGUGUUGGUCCUAGCCUGGAUACUACGAAUAGCACCGAAGAUAAGCAUGCGGUUCGAAGUCAGCAUAUGCUCCCGUAUACCACCAAAGACGACCAGUUCCCAAAUUCCGACAACAAAACUGCAGAUAGGAGAGACGGAUCUUCGUAUCAGCCAGACGGAAACAGGAGGGAGAGGAUGAAUAUCUCUGCCAGCGGAUCGGUGGCGACAAAGACUUCCAAUUCGAUCGGCUUCCCUCAUGGAAGUGCAGGGAGGGCGGAGAGCAUCCCAUCUCCGAUAAUGGACGUUCGAGAAGGUGCAAAGAUGAGGGUCUCAGAGGUUGUUGAGGCGAAUGUGUCAAUCCCUGUUACCAAUGAACCGGAUUCGGGAGAGCUGGUUGAGUCGAGUACUACAGAAGAUACAGCUGACCUGAGAAAGUCGGUGGAUGGUCUAUUCCCAACGGUUUACAACCACUUCUUACCUAACGAGAAGGAUCGAGAAUGGGCCAAAUCAGGUGUUUCUGAAACUUCCAAUCAUGCAUACGAGGCAAAACCCGGCGGUAUGGGUAGUAGCUCGUGUGAGGCAGAGAUGCCUGAGGAGUCUGGGGAUGUUCUAUCCCCAACAAUCCUGGAGCAGAACACUCGAGAAGGCUCAGAGUCAGGUACCCUUGAGAUCGUUCAAGAUACUCAAGAUGCCCACGAACCAGAAGUCGAGGAGAAUUGUUAUGGGAACUUGUAUAGCAGUUCUGGUAUGGAACCGACCGCCGACGAGUCUGCUGAAGAUGGUCAAUGUCCUGCAGAGCAGCCUCCGACUCUGCCAGAAAAGGAGGGUGAAGAAUCGAGCAUUUCGGAGUUUUUUGAUGCACGCGAAUCGAUGCCUGCUACGAACGAGAAUGAUUGGAGCGAGUCCAUCGUAGCAAGUCCGGUACCGGCAGCUGAAGAGACUGGGUAUGGGGCUGUCAUUAGUAUCGGUGAGCACCUGGAGAACCCUUACUCGUGGCGUUAUGACCUUCAAGCUUCCAUUUGA
This is a messenger RNA of Marasmius oreades (fairy-ring Marasmius), 1260 nucleotides long. RefSeq lists its product as uncharacterized. The record is from RefSeq and is a predicted model, not a curated record. NCBI's taxonomy places the organism in Eukaryota, Fungi, Basidiomycota, Agaricomycetes, Agaricales, Marasmiaceae. The transcript is spliced from 4 exons. The coding region runs from base 1 to 1260 and encodes 419 amino acids.